AUGAGUGAUCAAGGCUGGCUUCUACGAGGGGCUCGUUCCGAUGCUGCUCUUGAGCUUCAAACUCACCUAACCACGAUUCAUCUACCUAUGCACAACUCCCCUCCUGAUCUUGUGUACUGGUACAUCAACAAUGAGUCUCUCGAAGCAUUCUCAGCCUCUCGUGUUUGGGAUGCCAUUCGGCACCGUGAGCCACCUCAUCAAUGGACAGCCUCGGUCUGGUUCAAUGGCAGAGUUCCCCGGCAUGCGUUCAAUUUCUGGAUUGCUUAUCAUGACAGACUCCCAACUAAGUCUAGACUUGCGGCCUGGGGAAUCAAUAUCUCAACAGCCUGCAUUCUAUGCAACUCUGCAAUGGAGGACAGAAACCACAUGUUUCUUCGCUGUCCAACAAGCGAAGUAAUCUGGGCAUGUGUACUGCGUAGACUUGGAGCUCAUCAUCAUUCGUUUCAUACGUGGACUACUAUGAUGGAUUGGCUUUCCUUAAAUGACUCUAGGACCAUCACUCUCCUGAAGCGUCUUGCGUCUCAAGCAACAAUAUACAACAUCUGGACAGAACGCAAUCGUAGGAUCCAUGACAACGUCAUAAUUCCACCUGCUAUGAUUUUCAAAACAAUCGACCGUAGCAUCCGUGACGUUAUUCUUGGUAAGAGAAACAACUCAAAUUUCCGGAAGGCAAUGGAGUUGUGGCUCUCGUAUAAGUAG
Messenger RNA from Brassica napus (rape), 699 nucleotides. RefSeq lists its product as uncharacterized. Bases 1 to 699 code for a protein of 232 amino acids. The transcript is spliced from 2 exons. Lineage: Eukaryota; Viridiplantae; Streptophyta; Magnoliopsida; Brassicales; Brassicaceae. The record is from RefSeq and is a predicted model, not a curated record.